This is a messenger RNA of Zootoca vivipara (common lizard), 1382 nucleotides long. The record is from RefSeq and is a predicted model, not a curated record. NCBI's taxonomy places the organism in Eukaryota, Metazoa, Chordata, Lepidosauria, Squamata, Lacertidae.
GCGGAGCCUGGGAGAAGCGGGCCGGGCCCGGGCUGGCAGCAGCAGCAGCAGCGGCGCCCAUGGGCGAGAAGCGGGUGCUGUGCGUGGGGCUGGUGUGCCUCGACAUCAUCAGCGUCGUGGAGCGGUACCCGGCCGAGGACUCGGACACCAGGUGCCUGUCGCAGCGAUGGCAGCGCGGGGGCAACGCUUCCAACACCUGCACCGUCCUGGCCCUGCUGGGCGCCCCCUGCGCCUUCAUGGGCUCCCUGGCGCCCGGCCACGCCGCAGACUUCGUCCGUGAGGAUUUCCAGCGCUACGAGGUGGACCUCGCCCACAUGGUGCCGCGCCCGGCGUGCGCCCUGCCCACCUCCACGGUGAUCAGCAACUCCACGACGGGCACCCGGACCAUCCUGCACGCUGCAAGAUUCAUCCUCUCCGACUUCCGCCGCCGCAACGUGGAUGUCUCCCACCUGGUGAGGCACAGCCGGGGGGACAUGCCCUGCGCCUGCUGCCUCCUCAACUGCCGCAACGGCUCUCGGACGGUCACCCUCUAUGACACCAACCUGCCAGAAGUGACGGCUGCCGACUUUGAGCAGGUCAACCUGUCUCAAUACAAGUGGAUCCACUGGGAGGGCAGGAAUGCCUCUGAGCAGGUGAAGAUGAUCCAACGGGUGGAGGCGCAUAACAGGACCUGCCCGCCGUCCGACCGAGUGACCACAUCCAUGGAGGUGGAGAAGACGCGGCCAGAGCUGUACCAGCUCUUUGGCUACGGAGACGUGGUCUUUGUCAGCAAGGACGUGGCCAAGGCGUGGGGCUUCUCCUCAGCCGCUGAAGCUGUCAAGGGGUUCCGCAGACACCUGAAGCCGGGAGCCACCUUGGUCUGUGCCUGGGCUGAGGAGGGGGCUGACGCGAUGGGACCGGACGGGAUCCUGGUGCACUCGGACGCCUUCUCCCCCGAGGUGAUCGUGGACACCUUGGGAGCUGGGGACACCUUCAACGCAGCCGUGAUCCUGGCCCUCAGCAGGGGGAGGCCCCUGGCCGAAGCAAUCACCUACGGGUGUCAGGUGGCCGGCCGGAAGUGCGGGGUGCAUGGCUACGAUGGGAUCGUGUGAGCUGAACGCCGCAAGCCGUGUCUGCCCACCUGUCUGGGGACCUUCACCACACCAUGGACCAAAAUCACACAAGCCCCCCGAGCCUGUUCUUCGGCACUCAGUGAGGAACAACUGUGCUGCUUCUGUGAAAGGUCCCAAAGGGCUGGGCAGCCAAAGCAGGUUCUCGGCUCUGCCCAUACCGCCCUGGUUGGGCCUGCAUCUGGAGAGAGGGAGAGACUUGCCCACGUUGCCUCUUUGCAAAGGCAGAUCAAUAAAACGCUUGGACCAGUGGCCUCUGUGUGGAAGCCCCAC